AUGCCACAAACAAAGGCGUGGUGCCAGACAAGGCAAGUGAUGUUUUUAAUUGCAUGGAUGCUUUCGUGGGAGGUGGGUUCAGAAUCAAUUCACUAUACCGUGCUGGAGGAGACAGAAAGUGGCACGUUUGUGGCCAAUUUGACUAAGGACUUGGGACUAAGGGUGGGAGAACUGGCUGCUAGGGGCGCCAGAGUGGUUUUCAAGGGGAACAGACAGUAUUUGAAGCUUGACCCACAAACCCAGGAUUUGGUGCUGAAUGAAAAGCUGGACCGGGAAGAGCUGUGUGGCUCCACGGAGCCCUGUAUGCUACAUUUCCAGGUGUUACUAAACAAUCCUGUGCGGUUUUAUCAGGCGGCACUGAGAGUUAUAGAUAUAAACGACCACGCCCCAGAGUUUCCUGCCAGAGAGGUACUCCUUAAAAUAUCAGAAAUGGCUGAGACAGGAAAGAUACUCCCUUUGAAAAUGGCCCAGGACCCAGAUACCGGCAGCCACAGCAUUCAGAGCUACACUGUCAGCGACAACCGUCACUUCCACGUGCUCACUCGCAACCGCAGCGAUGGCAAGAAGUUCCCCGAGCUAGUGUUGGACAAGGCAUUGGACCGUGAGGAGCAGGCUCAGCUCAGACUAACGCUCACUGCGGUGGAUGGCGGGUCUCCCCCCAGGUCAGGGACCACAGAGAUUCAAAUACUUGUCUUAGAUAUAAAUGACAACACUCCAGAGUUUGCUCAGGAGCUCUAUGAGGUCCAGGUCCCUGAGAACAACCCCAUUGGCACACUGCUUCUUACCGUCACAGCGAGAGAUUUAGACACAGGCUCCUUCGGAGAGGUUUCUUAUGCACUGUUUCAAGAUGACGAUGUUAACGAGCCUUUUGUAAUAAACUCAAAGACGGGAGAAAUUCGACUGAGGAGCGCCUUGGAUUUUGAAGCAUUUCAGUCCUACCAUGUGGGUGUUGAGGCCGUGGAUGGCGGUGGGCUAACAGGAAAGUGCUCUUUAGUUGUGCAGGUAUUGGAUGUGAAUGACAAUGCUCCGGAAGUGAUCCUAUCCUCCCUCAACAGCCCCAUCCCUGAAAAUUUGCCAGGUAUCGUAGUAGCAGUGUUCAGCGUUUCAGAUGCAGACUCGGAAAAUAACCAGGAGGUUAUGUGUUCCAUAGAUGACGGUCUUCCAUUUAUUCUAAGACCAUCCAUGGAGAAUUUCUAUACUUUGGAAACAGAUAGGGCACUAGACAGAGAGAGCAGAGCUGAGUACAACAUCACCAUUACAGUCACCGACAUGGGCACACCCAGGCUCACAACCCAGCACACCAUAACAGUGCAGGUCUCUGACGUCAACGACAACGCCCCCGCCUUUACACAAAGCUCCUACACCCUGUUUGUCCAAGAGAACAACAGCCCCGCCCUGCACAUAGGCACCAUCAGCGCCACAGACUCAGACUCAGGCUCCAAUGCCCACAUCACCUACUGGCUGCUGCCCACUCACGACCCACAGCUGGAUCUCGCCUCGCUCAUCUCCAUCAAUGCUGACAACGGGCAGCUGUUCGCGCUCAGGGCGCUGGACUACGAGGCCCUAAAGACCUUCGAGUUCCGCGUGGGCGCCACAGACCAAGGCUCGCCUGCACUCAGCAGCCAGGCGCUGGUGCGCGUGCUGAUGCAGGACGCCAACGACAAUGCGCCCUUCGUGCUCUACCCUCUGCAGAAUGCCUCUGCGCCCUGCACAGAGCUGCUGCCCAGGGCGGCAGAGCCAGGCUAUCUGGUAACCAAGGUGGUGGCUGUGGAUCGAGACUCUGGCCAGAAUGCCUGGCUGUCGUUCCAGCUGCUCAAGGCCACGGAGCCCGGACUGUUCAGUGUGUGGGCUCACAAUGGCGAGGUGCGCACCUCCAGGCUGCUGAGUGAGCGCGAUGCCCCCAAGCACAGGCUGCUUCUGCUGGUCAAGGACAAUGGCGAUCCUCCGCGGUCUGCCAGUGUCACUCUUCAUGUGCUGGUGGUUGAUGGCUUCUCUCAGCCCUACCUGCCUCUGCCCGAGGUGGCACGCGACCCCGCCCAAGAUGACGAUGCACUCACGCUGUACCUGGUCAUUGCCUUGGCGUCUGUGUCUUCGCUCUUCCUCUUGUCUGUGCUGCUGUUCGUGGGGGUGAGGCUGUGCAGAAGAGCCAGGGCAUCUGCUCUGGGUGGCUGCUCUUUGCCUGAGGGCCACUUUCCUGGUCACCUGGUGGAUAUCAAUGGCACAGGAACCCUGUCACAGAGCUACCAGUAUGAGGUGUGCCUGGGGGGAGACUCUGGGACUGGUGAGUUCAAAUUUCUAAAGGCAAUUAACCCCCAAUUUCCUGCUUUGGAAUCUGAGAGGAAAACAGAGGAAAGUCCUACACUUCGGAAUAGCUUCCUUUUCAUCUAA
Molecule: messenger RNA, 2388 nt
Organism: Arvicola amphibius (Eurasian water vole)
Lineage: Eukaryota; Metazoa; Chordata; Mammalia; Rodentia; Cricetidae
Product: protocadherin beta-6-like
Exons: 1
Coding region: 1-2388 (795 amino acids)
Biological process (GO): homophilic cell-cell adhesion
Cellular component (GO): plasma membrane
Molecular function (GO): calcium ion binding
Source: RefSeq, a predicted model, not a curated record